CGAUACCCUGUGGUAUUGCCGUCAAUCCGACCGUAAUACCUGCCAGCGCAUCCUGCAGAAAUUUACCCCAGGUAUAGAGUGGCAGCCAUCCUAAUAUUGGAAGUUUUCUAACUAAUACUUCUUUCACACGAACUCUUACAGGAUCUCACUGGGGACGGCGCGAUAUCUCAUAAUUUAUGGUACUCGGGUUGACGAUGGAUUCGAUGGAUGGAGGCCCAAGUUCUAAGUAACUGCAAGCCAAUAUGUUUUUCUUCAUAUUGCGCUCAUAUAUAUAUUUUGAACUUAUACAUCUAUAUUUAAAAAAAAGAGGAGAGGUUGAUAAAUCUCACUGCUAAAUAAUAUUGAAAGAAUAAUAGUCCAGUCAAAUAGACCUGAUGAAUAGAUGCAGGUCCACCCAGGUCCGACUUUUUGAGGUUCGAACUGUGUGAUAAUGUUACAUUUAAUUACAACCUACUAAUAAUUAUUUUAUCACAUAUUUAAUUACUUAGUUUUUUGAAAUUUUUUAAAAUUAUAUAUACGUAUAUAUUAAAUUUAAGACUAGUAACUUCAGUUAUAAAAUAACGUAAUACGAAAUGUCCAAGUACGAACUCAAGGACGAUAGACCGGAAGGAAAUCACGAUGUCCAGCUUACGAGUUUUCAUGAAACUGGAGAUGGUUUAGUUAUACGUAAUCCAAUUAUUGAUUUAAACAAUCGAUUAAACCCUAGUGAGACUGUUGACAAAACUACAAAUCAUCAAGUUGUAUAUGAAUACGAAGACCCAUCGGUAGGAGCGAAAUGGUUUUGUCAAAGGUUAAAGAAGUCGUUUCGAAAAAAAAAUCUGUUCAAGAGAGUGCCUAUAUUGGAAUGGUUGCCUAAGUAUCAAAAAGAUUAUAUCAUGUGUGAUUUAGUAGCUGGUGUUACUGUGGGAUUGACAAUUAUUCCUCAAGCAAUCGCAUAUGCUAAUGUUGCUGGUAUUUCACCACAGAAUGGUUUAUACUCAUCAUUCAUGGCACCAUUUUUGUACACGAUAUUCGGGUCAUCAAAAGAUGUACCAGUGGGCCCAACAGCAUUAGUAGCUAUUCUAACACGCGAAACAUUAUCGCGUGCCCAAGUAACUUUAGACCAUGCCGUUCUUUUGACCUUCAUCUCAGGCCUCGUAGCAUUGCUGAUGGGGAUCCUGCAAUUAGGAUUUCUCAUUGACUUUAUAUCUGGUCCAGUAUCUGUCGGAUUUACAUCAGCAGCCGCAAUAAUAAUAGCGACAAGCCAAGUAAAAGAUAUCCUAGGAAUCCGUAUCAGCAAUGGAAAAUUCAUUGAUACCUGGCACAGUGUCUUUGAACACAUCGGGGAAACGAGACUCUGGGACGCAGUAAUGGGAACUGUCUGUCUAAUUAUUUUAUUUUGCUUACGCAAAUUAAAAGACAUCCCAAUUAUCACAAAAAACACUAAAGUCCCUUCAUUGACACAAAAAAUAGCCACGAAAUUUUUAUGGUUCGUAACAACCUCGCGUAAUAUUUUAGUUGUAAUUGUUGGCGGUGUCAUGGCAUGGAUGUUGGAAAGUCAUCUGGGCACGUCUCCAGUUGUGCUAACAGGGCACGUAAAAGGAGGAAUGCCAAGUCUUCAACUGCCUCCAUUCUCCGCGGAAAUCGGGAACCAUACUUACACCUUUUUCCAUCUGGUGUCAUCGCUAGGCUCCGGAUGUCUUGUCAUUCCGCUUCUGAGUAUUCUGGAGACUAUCGCACUGGCAAAAGUAUUUUCGGAUGGCAAGGCAGUGGACGCGACCCAAGAAAUGCUGGCACUAGGUGUCUGUAAUUUGGUCUCAUCAUUCUUCCAAUCGAUGCCCGUCAGCGGAGGGCUGAGUCGUGGAGCCGUAAAUCAUUCCUCGGGUGUUAAAACAACUUUCGGUGGUGUCUACACGGGAGUUCUCGUUCUCUUAUCGCUACAAUUUCUCACCCCUUAUCUUUAUUACGUACCCAAGUGUAUUCUCGCAGCGGUUAUUAUUGCAGCGGUUAUUUUUAUGGUUGAAUUCCAUGUGGUCAAGCCCAUGUGGAAAAGUAAAAAAAUUGAUCUAAUACCGGCAGUUGUCACAUUUGUUUGCUGUCUUUUUGUCGGCUUGGAGCUCGGCAUGAUAAUUGGAAUAAGUGUUAAUUUGCUUUUCUUACUUUACGCGUCUGCCAGACCUUCGUUGCGUGUUCGCAAAAUAACGAUCCCCGGAGAAUUUGAGUACUUGAUGAUAACACCAGACAGAAGUCUGUCAUUCCCCAGUGUCGAGUACGUGAGAGCAGUGAUCAGUAAAUACGGAACACGAGAAGGUGUCCAGGUUCCUAUUGUAAUUGACUCGACGCACAUUCAAGCCGCAGACUUUACCGCAGCACGCGGUAUAAAAAACAUAAUCGAGGAUUUCGCUAAACGCGGGCAGCCUCUUAUUUUUUACAACCUAAAGUCCAGCAUCGCGACCAUCUUCCAGGGCGUCAAACCCACUAAUAUGAUCAUAUGUUCAAAUGAAAACGAACUCAACCAGAGUUUGAGAGAUCUAGCGGCCAUUUCUUCAAUUUCUAUAAUCCAUUGAAGGAUAUAUAUAUAUAAUUGUACUGAACAAGUACUUGUUAAAAACGUUUCAGUAUUAAGUGCAGUUGAGUUUUUAAAAAUUGCCAAGAUAAAUAUUUUAAAUUUAUAAUUAAACACUUGUAAUGUGUUUACUAUUAUUAUUUUUUUUUCAAGUUGUUGUAUAAAAUUAUUGUCUAUUUUAUUACUAAUAUACAUUUAACUAUAUAUAUGUUUA
Microplitis mediator is the source of this 2759-nucleotide messenger RNA. RefSeq names its product sodium-independent sulfate anion transporter-like. Gene Ontology annotation, biological process: transmembrane transport. The record is from RefSeq and is a predicted model, not a curated record. Gene Ontology annotation, cellular component: membrane. Lineage: Eukaryota; Metazoa; Arthropoda; Insecta; Hymenoptera; Braconidae. Bases 573 to 2546 code for a protein of 657 amino acids. The transcript has 12 exons. Gene Ontology annotation, molecular function: sulfate transmembrane transporter activity.